GUGUGUGUGUGUGUGUGCGCGCGCGCCUUGGGUUUGGGACGCCCAGGGCUCUGCCGGGAGCUGGCGGCCCGACUCGCGGGCGGGUCCCCCCACGCACAUCCGUUUCUCCGGGGUUGCGGGGGACGUGGUCCUCGGGACCUCGGACGCGUGGCCCGAACGGGCGGGGGAGGGGACCGAGGUCGGUCGCCUUCGGGAGGGAAGCCGGGAAUGGCGCGCCCGACCCCACUUAACGGUCGGGGUCGAGGGCCCCACAGUCAUCCUUCAACCACUCCCCUUGCUUUUAACAGAAAAAGAAAACCCGGGCCCAAGAGACUGAGUCUUUUGCACAAAGUUACAAAGCUGAGUUGGACCCAGACCCCGGGACUCCCCUCUCUGUGCCACCCGGAAGCAUCUCCCCUGCCCUUGACUUCCCACUCUGCCCUCCCGGCUUCCCAGUAAGGAGCAGCAGCUGGAGUGAUUAUUUGACUUUUACAAGAUCCAUUUUAUUAAUUGAAGAUAUGGCUGGAGAUGAAGGCGCAGUGUUACUGCUUGCCUAGGAUGUGUGAGGCCCAGGUUUCUAAUCCCAUCACCAAGAGAGAGAAGAGGCUGGUCGGGAGGACUCGAGGCCCAGUUCUGUGUACCCAUGGACCCGUCUCUUAGUGCCCAGGGUUGGGAUGGUUGUGAGAAGGUGCAAGAGGAAGCUUCAGUCUAGGGGACCCUGCCUCCAGCCCUGGGAAGCAAGUACAGGUGCCUAUGUGUGCUAGCAUUCAGCCUCAGGACCACCUUUAACCACCAUCAUCCAAACUAUGCAUGCCUGGGACCCCCCUGGCUCACAGUCCCAGACACUGCCCCUUGCUUCCUCAGCCCUGAUGCUGCUGCUGAGCUGCCUGUGGUUAGUAGGGGCUGGCCCCAGCCUCACAUUGGCUCCAGAGCUGCUAAUGGACCCCUGGCAGGUGCACCGUCUGCUGACCCAUGCUGUGGGCCAUACCGCACUGCCAGGCCUGCUCCUCAGCCUGCUGCUCCUGUCCACUCUGGGGUGGUGGCAGGAGUGCCACCUGGGUACGCUGCGCUUCCUGCACAACUCCAUCCUGCUUGCCCUGGCCACUGGGCUGCUGGCUGUGCUGCUGGCAGGCCUCGGGGCGUCUAGUGCAGCUGGGGGCUGUGGCUACAUGCCUGUCCAUCUGGCCAUGCUGGCAGGGCACAGUUACUACCCUGGAUGGCCUCAGGGGACUCUGCCACCAUGGCUGCUCCCAUGGCUGCUGCUGGCCCUGACCCUGCUGCUAGGCUCUGAACCACCCUUCCUGCAGCUCCUGUGUGGCCUUCUGGCUGGCCUAGCCUACGCUGCUGGGGCCUUCCGGUGGCUGGAGCUCUCGGAGCGGAGACUGCAGCUGUUACAGGAGGGUGCUCUUUGCAGGACUCUGGCCCGGUGCUGGCCACUGAGGCUCCUUCCUACCCCAGGCAGUCUGGCUGAACUGCCUGUCACUUACCCUGCUGGAGUGAGGCCUGCCCCUGGACCUCCUUACCUGCCCCCCUCAAGCUCCUGGACUCACAGUGAUGGCUCUGCCCAGCACCCACCAGGCCUGACAUGGAAGGACUCAGAGAGCAGCUUGGGCUGGGCUGGGUCCAGCUUUGCUCCAGGAACCCCAAUGUGGGCAGCCCUGGAUGAGCAAAUGCUACAGGAAGGGAUCCAGGCCUCACUUCUCGAUGCGGCAGUCCAGGGUCCCCAGAGCUCUCUUUGGUUGCCCAAGUCCUCUGUAUCUUCUCUGCGGCUGCAGCAGCUAGAGCACAUGGGAUUCCCUACUGAGAAGGCUGCAGUGGCUUUGGCAGCUACUGGACGUGUGGAGGGGGCAGUGUCACUGCUGGUGGAAGGCCUAGUGGAAACUGAGGCCCCAGUAACCGACGGGAGAAGUGGUUCUGCCCAUUGCUAGGGCACUGGGCCCUCAUAGUCCAAGACAAGAGUGGGCUUGGUCUGAGUCCUUGCCCUAUCUACUUGAGGGCUUAGUGGGGUGUUGAAAGCACUAGGGGCAGGAAUGGGCCCCAGCAUGUUGCCCUGGUACUAAGAAUAAAAGCUGAUUUGUUUUUCAA
Messenger RNA from Psammomys obesus (fat sand rat), 2064 nucleotides. RefSeq names its product rhomboid domain containing 3 (gene Rhbdd3). The coding region runs from base 786 to 1907 and encodes 373 amino acids. Lineage: Eukaryota; Metazoa; Chordata; Mammalia; Rodentia; Muridae. The transcript has 8 exons. Gene Ontology annotation, molecular function: protein binding; serine-type endopeptidase activity. The record is from RefSeq and is a predicted model, not a curated record. Gene Ontology annotation, cellular component: membrane.